Euleptes europaea (tarantolino) is the source of this 2222-nucleotide messenger RNA. It is a transcript of the gene SAXO6, whose product is annotated as Mdm1 nuclear protein. Gene Ontology annotation, biological process: negative regulation of centriole replication. The coding region runs from base 1 to 2184 and encodes 727 amino acids. The record is from RefSeq and is a predicted model, not a curated record. Gene Ontology annotation, molecular function: microtubule binding. The transcript has 15 exons. NCBI's taxonomy places the organism in Eukaryota, Metazoa, Chordata, Lepidosauria, Squamata, Sphaerodactylidae.
AUGCCUCUCCGCCGGAAGGGGUUGACUGAGUACAAGAAGAACUUCAAAUGGAGAAAAGCAGAUCAAUUUAAACUUUGUAGCCCCAUGCAUGAGCAAAAAUGCCGGUGGGCUGGACUUCGAUCAGAUCAGCUUGGAAUUGCAAAAGAACCAAAUUUUAUUUCCAAGAGAAGAGUGCCAUAUUACAGCACACAGAUUUCAAAGUCCUUUGAGUGGAACAGGGAUAAUGAUUGCGAGACAGAUAAACCAUCAGAACGUGAAGCUCCUCCACCACUGGAGUUGCAAACGAAUCACACCAAAGAUGAUGUAAAUCAGGAAAACAUUAAGACACCUGAUGCUCCCAGGCUUCCUGAAAAAAUGCAUCCUAGUUCUGCAGGUUCUAGACCAGAACCAACUCUACUUCUUUCAGCAAACAGGAAGUUAUCGCCCAAAACUCCAGUGCAUGAAAAUGGAAUAUCAGCACCUACAGAAAAGGACUUAGGAAAAUUUGACAACGGGCUUAAGAGAGUCUUGCAGAGGAAAGCAGGCGUGAAUAUUUUACGAUCAAGGAGCUUCCCCAGAAGUUCUGAGUAUCAAAGGCAGUUUGUUUGGAAGACCCCAGAGAAAAUCUCUCCACUACUUGCGGCAGACCAGGUUAUUCACAGUGCAAGUAAAUCUAUUCCUCCGUACAAGUCUCCUGCAAUUAUUCCUGAAACUGAAUAUGAAAGAUGUUUUAAAGCUUCUCCCCCUAUGAAAGAACGGAGAGAAACACAUCAUUUGGAAGAGAAAGACCAUCCUAUAUUUGAUCCUGUAGAAGCAUCUCCUGGAGAAAAGAAAGAGAAAAAAGAAUCACUUCCAAAGAUCCCAGAAUAUUCACCAAAAGAAAGCAAAUCAGAAACUGAACAGAAACAACAACAUAAACAAAAACAUAAACCACACUGCUUACAUAGAAGUCUUAGGAAGAUGAACACCGAAUACAGAUCAAAAUUUUUGUCUCCCACUCAAUACAUAUACAAAGAUGGAGCUUGGAUGCGUAUCAGGAGAAAUGUACCUGGUCAAGGUUCUCGAAACACCCUAAAUUACAUGUGGUAUAUGGAGGUAAAAGAACUGCGAGAGAAAGCAGAGGCUUACAGGCAAAGGAUACAGGGAACCCACUUCUCCAGAGACCAUUUAAACCAGAUUAUGUCUGAUAACAACAGACUGUGGGAUUUGUCUUCCGAGUCGAGUGUAGAAGAAGCCAUUAGCAACAACGUCAGAGCUCUAGAUCUGGCUGGGGUCUCUGAGAAGCAGGUCUCUCCAAGUCCUAAGGCAUUGCCACAGCCCGAAAUGUCAGAACAGCUAACCAAAAACAACACUGAGAAGCUGGGCCUAUCAGAUGCUGCUACUGUUCCAAUCAAACGGCGCCUAGCUUGGGGUGAACUGGGCACUGCUGAAAAACUGGAAGAUUUGCCACUGGAGGAAGGAGAGGAAAAAGCAAAUAAGCGGGAAUCAGAAGAGUUUGAAAAAGGAAGCAAUAAGGAUAGCAAUACAAAAAAACAGCAAGUAGGAAAUAUCUCACUUGUGAGUCCCUCAGGUGAUAGGUCAGAUUGCUCUUCAGUGUCUUCAAGAAAGGGUGGUAGAGUUUCCACGCCAGAGCUAAGAGUUCUUGGUGGAGCCCAAAGAACUCAUCAUGACCUUACCACACCUGCAGCUGGAGGUGCUGUUCUAGUAUCUCCUCCUAAAAUGAAGUCUUCGUCCUCGGUACAAGUAAAGAAGGGGUCUUCAGACAAUCAGGAUGAGGUAGAAGCUACACUGCUGCCUUCUCCCUCAGCUGCUGGAUUGAAAACUCAAGACCCUUUGCUGCUACAGAAAGAUCAGUGGCCUGGACUAGGUCGCUGUGGUGUAAGAACUCCUCCAACUACAAUGCCUUCAGAGCAUACAUCUACAGUCCCUGCAUUAAAGCCAGGAAAGGAGUCUGCUUCAUCCUAUUGGAGUCCAUCAUGCCGAAUUCAAGGAACUCUCCGGGAUCCAGAGUUUCAGCAUAAUGGAAAUGUGGCAAGCCCAAAAAGGAGCUGGCUGCAGUUACCUCUCCAGGAGAGAAACUAUAAUGAUGAAGAUGAUGAUAGAUUGUCCCAACUCUCUGCUCGGUCAGCUGCUUCUAGUUCCCUGGCAUCUCAAGUUCUAGAACGAGCUCAAAGAAGAAAAGAGAACUUCUGGGGCAAGAUGUGAUCUGUUCUGCUAUAUUUGGAAUUUCUUUAAGUGGGAAA